Cucurbita pepo subsp. pepo (vegetable marrow) is the source of this 1183-nucleotide messenger RNA. The record is from RefSeq and is a predicted model, not a curated record. Lineage: Eukaryota; Viridiplantae; Streptophyta; Magnoliopsida; Cucurbitales; Cucurbitaceae.
UUCGCACGCUCUCUUAAUUCCUUCCCGCUUCUCCCUUGGUGGCAUUUGUUCGUUUUGGACCUCUCUCCCGCUCUUCGAUUCAUAGAAGCAUUUCUAUUGCCUUCUUUAACUCUCUCAAUCUGGAUCAGGAACGUUCGCUUUCACUUUCUCUUGCUCUCCCUGAUUGAAUCUCAUCUGAAGAAUUUCUCGGAAAAAAGCAAACAAAAAAAGAAAAAAAGAAAAAAAAAAGAAGGUACUGUUGGAUAUGGUAGGUGUACGUAUCCAGCUAAAUAAAUGGCAGCAAGCAGCUGUUGCACUUGGUUCAGCAGUAGGCGCCUUGCUCGAUCCACGCCGAGCAGAUCUAAUAGCAGCUCUUGGGGAGACAACCGGAAAGCCAGCAUUUGAAAGAGUCCUCGAGAGGAUGAAAAGAAGUGCUGAAGGCAGAGCAGUGUUGUUGGAGCGACCACGUGUUUUAUCAUCAGAAGUUGGGCAUGCGUGGGACCUUCCAUCCAACACAUUUGGCGCUGCAUAUGCCAAUUUUAUGGGUUCCAGGAACUUUUCUCCAGAUGACCGGCCUCCUGUUCGAUUCAUGGAUACUGACGAACUGGAAUAUGUUGCCAUGCGAGCUCGCGAGAUUCAUGACUUUUGGCACACGCUUUUUGGUCUUCCCACCAACUUGAUUGGUGAGUCGGCAUUGAAGGUUAUUGAAUUUGAGCAAAUGCACCUCCCAAUGUGCAUGCUGUCCGUUUUGGGAGGCACAGCAAGGUUCAAUGAUAAACAGAGAAAUUUGUUCUUCCAGCACUACUUCCCUUGGGCCAUCCGUGCUGGCAUGCGGUGCAAUGAUCUCAUGUGCGUAUAUUAUGAGCGACACUUCCACGAGGAUUUGGAUGACGUGCGGGCGAAAUGGGGAAUAAUUCCUGCACCUCCAUCUCCAAAAGGUCUCAUUGAUAAUCCAUAGCAAAGUAUGGGAAUGCGACCCCAACCAGCUCAUCACCGUCCAUCUCCAUGCUGACUUCGUUCAUGGAUGCCACGGAAUAUUCUCCUGAUAAGGUGGACAGGUGUUUGUUUGAUGCUUGUUUGGGGGAGGGAUUUUCUCUCUUAGAACAUUGUUUGGCUACACAUCUAUGUGCAGUGUGUAGGUAUCUCUCUUCACACCCUAUUAAAAUUCUUGAACAUUAAUUGGCUACACAUAAUACUUUGUUGU